Messenger RNA from Aspergillus ruber CBS 135680, 3759 nucleotides. RefSeq names its product putative intracellular protein transport protein (UsoA). Gene Ontology annotation, biological process: intracellular protein transport; endoplasmic reticulum to Golgi vesicle-mediated transport; transcytosis. Gene Ontology annotation, cellular component: endoplasmic reticulum; Golgi membrane; cytoplasm. The record is from RefSeq and is a predicted model, not a curated record. Bases 1 to 3759 code for a protein of 1252 amino acids. Lineage: Eukaryota; Fungi; Ascomycota; Eurotiomycetes; Eurotiales; Aspergillaceae. The transcript is spliced from 6 exons.
AUGUUCCGAAUACUCGAAUCGCAAGCGCCGGCCAAACAAACGGCAACGGACACGAUCAACACAUUGAGCAGUAGGCUCCAGAGCGUCACAUUGCUCGAAGACCGACGAGCGGCGAUACUGGGAUUGAGGAGCUUUGCAAAGAUCUACCCGGCUUCUGUUGCGUCGGAGUCGCUUCGACCUUUGAUCAGUAGCCUCCGAAAUGACCAAGAGGAUGUGGACACGGUUAAAGUGAUCUUGGAGACCUUGUUGAACUUGUUUUCUCCAGAUGAGAAUAGCCCCGAAGCGUCCGAUGAGAUAGCCCUUUGGCUCGCCGAUGAGUUUACUCAACGACAAGAUAACAUCACCACACUCCUUGACCUCCUCGAAACGAACGAUUUCUACUCCCGUCUAUAUUCCCUUCAGUUGAUCUCCCUCAUCUCGAGCGCACGACCCGAAAGAACUCAGGAAUGUAUAUUUACCGCGCCACUGGGAAUCCCAAGGCUAGUUAGCGCUCUGAAUGAUGUGCGUGAGCCUGUUCGCAAUGAAGCCCUAGUUUUACUUAUCGCCUUGACGCCAUCCUCCGAAGAACUUCAGAAAUUAGUCGCCUUUGAGAAUGCCUUCGAAACAGUCUUCUCCUUGAUCGAAGCGGAAGGAGCACUAACGCAUGGUUCGGAAGUUGUAGAAGACUGUCUGGCCUUGCUAGCAAACCUCUUGAGGCUGAACAUUUCGAAUCAAUCGUACUUCCGGGAAACAGGCUGCGUGAAGAGGCUGGCGAAACUUCUUGCCGAUGUUAACCAGGAACAAGAUCCAGAUGAACCAUCACCGUGGAUCCUCGCUCAUCGCGACAAGAAUAUAUGGGGCACAUUAGCUAUCAUCCAAUUAUUCUUGGCGAAGGGUGGAGUCAAUACGCCUGCAAACCAGAUGGUAUUCUGGCAUAAUGGUGUUAUGGAACAAGUGUUGAAUUUAGCUUUCGGUCAGCGGUUCACUGUCAAUAUCACGUCCAAGGCAUUGGCAACAUGUGCCGAUUUAAUCCGAGGCAAUCCAGGUUUGCAAGAACAGUUUGGAGACGUUGAAGUUCUCUGGGGAAGUGAACCGACCAGCGAACGCACUCCAAAUGGCGAGGUCAUGGUCAAUGGCUUCCAGCGAAUUAACGUGAUUGAAGCUCUACUCAAGUUAAGCCUCGAGCCUGCGUCUAUUCAGCAGUUAGAUGCGCGUCUUGCUGCUUGUGAAUGUAUAAAAGCUUUCUUUGCCAACCAUAGUGGAAUCCGACAGCACGUUCUGCGACGAGCAAUUGAUGGACACCUCAGCGGUCAAGAUGAAAUUCCUAACAUUUUGUCUGUCCUGCUUACUCCACCAGAGUCCCGUGGCAACGCAGAUCUGUAUCAAACUUGGAUGGCUUCCGUUUUGAUGUUCCAUUUGAUUUUCGAGGAUCCUGAGGCAAAAUCAAUUGCCAUGAAAGUGACAGAGGGAGAUGCCGAAAGUGGUGAAGAGGUUAUCACUUGUGUACAGACUAUUGUGGGCCACCUGAUUACUGGCAUGCAAAGAGGCGAUGACGAGAGGAUAUCUGUAGGAUAUCUGAUGCUACUAUGUGGAUGGCUUUUUGAAGACCCUGAUGUGGUUAACGAUUUCCUAGGCGAAGGUAGCAGCAUCCAAACUCUGCUGCAGGAAACAAAGCUCCGUGGUGUCUCGAAUGUCCUUGUGCCUGGCCUCUCUACUAUUCUGCUGGGUAUUAUAUACGAAUUUUCUUCAAAGGACUCCCCGAUUCCACGGGAAACGCUACAUAAGCUGUUAAUGGAGCAGAUGGGAAGAGAACCGUAUAUCGACAAGAUAACCCGAUUCAGAGAGUCGCCGCUGGUCCGCGAUUUCGAAGUCUUGCCACAAACUGUGGGAGCAACACAGCAUGAUGGGGGACUGCCUGACAUCUUUUUUGACCGGACAUUUAUCGAUUUUCUCAAAGAUAACUUCAGCCGCAUGCUCCGCGCAAUCGAUCGUGAGCCUGGUCUAGAGAUUUCUGUUAUCUCAAACGGCGUCCAAAGAGGAAUCUCACGAGAAAUGGUCGACUCCCUGCGUUCUGAGCUGGAAGAUCGAAGCCAAGCAGUGCAGAAGUUGGAAGCAGACCUACUCAGCCUGAAACGGAAGCUUGAGCAAGAACAAUCCGAGCUCAUGAGGGCGAUGGAUUCCAAUUCAGUGGAGACUUCUCGGAUCAAGCAAAUAAACGAGGCGCUACAGCGGAACCACGAGCAAGAGCUACGAAGGUUGGAAGAACAACACAACCAGGCGAAGAAUGGGCUUCUCAAGCAGCACGGCGAUCAGUUGCGGGCUCUGGAUAGCCAGUUAAAAGAAAUUUCCGCGGACCGCGAGAAGAGGGGCCAGCAGUAUGAAGCUGAGAUAGCGGAACUGCAGGAGACCAUCAAUUUGCUCGAGUCCGACAUUACUCGAUCCAAGGAGCAGCAGACCACUGAAUCGGCUCGUUUGCAAAAAAUCAUCCAGUCCCUGGAGUCUGGUCUUUCGCAAUCCAGGGAACAACAGGCCAGUGAAGUGGAUCGGUUGCAGAAGACGAUCCAGUCCUUGGGGGCUGAUCUUUCCCAAGCCAGAGAGCAGGCUGGUGAAGUUGCUAACUUACAAAAAACGAUCCAGUCUCUGGAGUACGAUCUCGUUAGCGCCCAGGAGCAACAUGCAGGCGAGAAUGCUAACUUGAGAGGUACCAUCGAGAAAUUGGAGUCUGACGCUGGUCAAUUCAGAGAACAGCAUGCUAUCGGUCUCGCGAACAAGGACAAAGCAAUCCGGGACCUUCAAUCAGACAUGGAAGCACUCAAGAAGCAGCACGAAAAAGAAGUUGCAGACCAGAAAGUUAUGAUCGAGACAUUACAAACCGACCUUGACAAGGCUAAGGAUAAGUUCACGAAUGAUACCAAAGCCAUCCACGACGAAUAUUCCGGCAAACUGUCUGCGCUAGAAAAGCGUGCUGAGGAAGCAGAGCGCAAGGCCGAGGAGGCAGAAGCCAACGCGAAGAAGCAAGCUGAAGAAGCCUCACUUAAGAGCGAAUCUGCAGACGCAGAUGGAAAGAAAACUGCUAAAGAACUCAAGGACCUACGCGCAGAGCUUGACAAAGCGAAAUCUCAACUAAAACAGGCGGAACAGAAAGGAGGCUCAGCAAAUGCCGAUGCAAAGAAGACUGCCAAGGAACUCGAAAACCUACGCAAAGAGCUCGACAAGGCGAAAUCCCAGAUAAUGGAAGCAGAGCAGAAGGGAAGCUCCGAUGCAAAGAAGGCUGCCAAAGAACUUCAGGAUUUACAGACGGAGUUUGAUAAGGCAAGGGUUCAGAUCAAACAGGCAGAGCAGAAAGGAGCUACCACCAAUGCCAGUACCGAGAAGAAUGCUCAGGAACUUGAGAGUCUACGCUCGGAGCUUGACACGGCGAAGUCGCAACUCAAGGAGGCAGAACAGAUGGGAGAAGACGCAGAUGCAGACGCAAAGAAGAAUGUCCAAGAACUCAAGGAUCUACGGAUACAACUCGAGAAAGCAAACUCCCAGAUAAAGGAGGCAAAAGAGGCCAGUAAUUCCUCGCAGUCUGAGCUGGACAAGGCCAAGUCGGAGGCAAAGGAGAAGGAAGACGCGCGCAAGGCUGCGCAAUCGGAACUUGAGGAUCUCCUAAUUGUGUUUGGCGAUUUGGAGGCGAAGAGGGAGCAAGAUAAGAAACGUCUUAAGGAUCUCGGGCAGGAGGUGUCUGAGGCUGAGGAUGACGACGAAGAUGACGAAGAGGAGGGCUAUGAUGAAUAA